AUGGGCGACGAGUUUGUGCACGUCCAGGAGUGGGCGCCCGGCUACUCUGGAUACCAGAAGGUCUGGGAGGAGGCCUUCUGGGGCAACCCCGGCCAGUUGGUCGAUGAGAACAACUGGAACAUUGUCACUGACAUCCACGUCAACAACGAGUGGCAACAGUACACCCGCUCCAACCAGAACAUCCAGAUCAGCGGCGGCGGCACUGUCCAGCUCGUUCCCCGUAUCAACAACGGCCAGUGGACGUCGGGCCGCCUCGAGUCCAAGUACGUCUUCACUCCUCAAGCCGGCCGCCGCACCCUGGCCGAAGCCCGCAUCCGGUUCGGCAACGCGCCCCAGGCCAACAAGAGGGGCAUGUGGCCCGCCUUCUGGCUUCUUGGAGACAGCAUCCGCCAUGGCGUCAACUGGCCUGCCUGCGGUGAGAUCGAUGUCAUGGAGCGCGUCAAUGGCGAGUGGUCUGCCUUUGGUACUGUCCACUGCGACCGCGAGGGUGGCGGUUCCUGCAACGAGCCCUAUGGUAUCUCUGCCAGGACCGGUCUGGCCAACGACGACUGGCACAACUGGCGCGUGGUCUGGGACCGCACCUCCAACAACUGGAGAGACCAGUCCAUCACCUGGUACCUCGAUGGCAACCAGUUCCACCGUGUCUCUGGUAACAGCCUCAACAACGAGGCCGCCUGGAGAGCUCUUGGCCAGAGCCCUGUCUUCUUCAUUCUCAACCUCGCUAUUGGUGGCAACUUGCCUGGCAACCCUGACGGCAACACCUGGGACUCCUUCGGCAACAUGAUGGAAGUCUCCUACGUGGCCCACCACGUCUCCGUCUAA
Molecule: messenger RNA, 822 nt
Organism: Microdochium trichocladiopsis
Lineage: Eukaryota; Fungi; Ascomycota; Sordariomycetes; Xylariales; Microdochiaceae
Product: secreted glucosidase
Exons: 2
Coding region: 1-822 (273 amino acids)
Biological process (GO): carbohydrate metabolic process
Molecular function (GO): hydrolase activity, hydrolyzing O-glycosyl compounds
Source: RefSeq, a predicted model, not a curated record